This is a messenger RNA of Thecamonas trahens ATCC 50062, 978 nucleotides long. RefSeq lists its product as uncharacterized. Bases 1 to 978 code for a protein of 325 amino acids. The record is from RefSeq and is a predicted model, not a curated record. NCBI's taxonomy places the organism in Eukaryota, Apusomonadida, Apusomonadidae. The transcript is spliced from 2 exons.
AUGAAGUCGCCGUUCCGGUGGCUGAGCGAGCCUAUGGAUAGAGUGCUAUUUGCAAUCGCGGUCUUGGCCUUUGUGACCGUCAACGUGGUCACGCUCUCGUUCUCGCUCCAGCGCAUGGUCGACGCACGAGAGUCGCCUGCCACAGCUGCCACGGUUCGGCGACGGACCACGGCACCGCUGCUCGAUCUGCUGAUCUGCUCGCCCGAUGUCCUCUCGCCCAUGCUCAUUUCCUCGCUCCUCUGUGAAACAUUCACCACACGCGUCGUCGAGGCCGCCAACGCAGGCACGCCGCCGGAGCAGCCGUUUACCCUCGCAGGCUUCUCUUGCGCGCUCAUCGAGCCGCCAGGCGUCCUAGUCGACGACGAUACUCUGUAUGCGUUCUCGAUCAUGGGUCAAACGGUGACAUGUGCCGCCAAUGCGACGUUCUGCGGCGUGACCGAGGUGUACGGCCUCUUUACCCUCCGCGGCCGCUCCUCGGAGCUCGCCAACAUCCGGCCGUCGCUCAACUCGAUCGCCGCCAUCCAAUCGGUGGCUAUUCCGUCAACUGGUAUGGCUUUUCUUUCGCUAGGCAUCCGCACUCAUCGCGACCUCAAAGGCCGCGAGACAACCACAUUUCCUCUCACCGCGCGAACGGUGCGGCCGUUUGGCGUUGACCGCAAUCCCCAAAAGGCCAUCUACGGUCUCCGCGGCGUCUCGUUUGCCAUCGAGCUCAACGCCUUUUCAUUUGACCUUGAGGAAUCGCUCAUCACCGAAGUAGUCACCUACGGCGCGCUCGAUGUCUUUGCCACCGUCGCCGCCAUUUUCUCUCUCACCCUCUCGUCGCUCGUCUGUCUCUUUCCCCACAACCCGACGCUCCCGAUUCACUUUCGGUUCGGCCAGCACGGCAAGAAGCGCAACCUCGAGCUCGUCGUUUCGGACAAGCCGAAAGAGCUUGCAGGUGAAUGUGGCGGCGGCGACGUCGCGCUUGCUGCGCUCUAG